This is a messenger RNA of Oppiella nova, 760 nucleotides long. Lineage: Eukaryota; Metazoa; Arthropoda; Arachnida; Sarcoptiformes; Oppiidae. The record is from the annotation of a GenBank genome assembly.
AUGUCUGAGAUAAUGCAAUGGUUCAACAAUCUGCCACAAUUCACGCGAUACUGGUUCGGCCUAUCGGUGGUGUUCCCCAUCGCCGCUCUAUUCUUCUAUCCCAUGAAAUUUCAUUUCCUCAUAAACCUGUACUUCUUGUACAGCUAUUCCCUCCGAUUAGAGACAGACCAAUUUAACGGACGUCCGGCCGACUACUUGUUUCUUCUUAUAUUCAAUUGGCUCUCAAUUGUGUUAAUAUCGCUGUUUAUGAAUGUCAUGCUUCUGAUGGAUCCCAUGGUUUUGAGUGUUCUCUACAUUUGGUGUAAUCUAAACAAAGAAGUAAUCGUCAACUUCUGGUUCGGCACUCAAUUCAAAGCCCUAUACCUUCCGUGGGUUUUACUCGGAUUCAACAUUAUUAUGGGCGGCGGAGGAGUCGAUGAAGUGAUUGGUAUAGUUGUGGGACAUCUCUAUUACUUUAUUUUCUUCAAAUACCGCGAGGAAUACGGCGGAACACCACUCAUAUCGACGCCAAGCUUUCUCUACCAUUACUUCCCGUCAGUGCCGGGCAGGGGAUCAGUUCACGGAGGCUUUCAACCCCCUCCCCAACGACCCAAUGACCAGAACCAGCAAAGGGGCGGACGAUAUAACUGGGGCUCCGGACAGGUGUUGGGCGGACAGUGACACCAAACCACUGACUGACGCAAGAAAUAAAUUAUAUUUUUAUUGUUUUGCAAUAAAUUAUUACAAAUUAUUUGUAAAUAAUUUGAUAAUUUUUAACAUU